GCGCUCCGAGAAAUAGUUACUUGACAACAAAUUCGCUGAAAGUUUUCGUUUCAGAUUUGAAGACAAAAUGUUCCGUCUGGUUCUUUUGUCUAUCUUCGUGAUUUCCACGGUGCACGGUCAGUUUCCUAGCCCACUGUUCGACUGUGUAAAUCGAGCAGCGCAACAGUGUCCUGCUCCUGCUACCUGCGAUACAACUGAAAAAAUAUGCUCAGGUUGUCCAUUCGGAAUGCAUGGAUACGCCUGUCAUCUUGAUUCUAAGGUUAAUCCUGAUCAGGCCACCUGCUCAGUCAAGUGUCAGAAUGGAGGAUCGUGUCUGUUGGUGGACGGCACCACCUGUCAAUGUACUCCUGACUAUACCGGUUACCAGUGUCAGACACCCAGAAUUUCUCUUACUUGUGGAGCACCCAAUCCACCAGAUGGUACUAGCACUAUGGGCAUUGAUGUCAAUAGCAUCAUUGGGUUUGAUAAGGCUAACGGUCAGGUGAUCGUGGAAGGUGCUGACCCAACUAACACUGAGGACAAGGAAUGUUUCGGAACGCAUGGAGCCGGUACACUAACAGUAACCAAUGAUUAUGAAACAGUAGAUCAGAAGUCACCGACCUGUAACCAGGCUACUGUCGAAGAUGGUGUCUACACCCGAAAGUUCAUUGUUCGGUUUAGAGCAGGCGUAACGUCACCUAAGACUGAUUUCAGAGUAACAGCGAAAUGCAGCCCAUCUGAUUCUUCUGUCACUGUCACUGUCACUGGAGACAUAAUCACUCAUGAUCCCAAUACUACUGCAGUUCUUCACAAUGUAGACAGGAGCAACACACCUACAGGAGUAGACGUAACUGCUGAAUUAAAAGUGGGUGGUGUUUUACUCGACACUACACAUCCAUAUUCUCUGACAACGACCAUCGAUGUAAUUCUAACUCUGGACAAUACUGGAGAAUUCAAAGUCAUCCUGUUAGUAAAAUUUACGAUAGAAAAUGGGGCUAAAGAUACCGUACCCAUAGACUUAGUGUCCAACGGCUGCCCAACUAGUUCAGAGAAAGUUGUUGUGAAGACGUCGCCUACGAGAUCUAAUAAUAACAUCAUCACGCUGCAGACAAUGCCGAUCAUAAUGGACGGUACUAACAAAAACAUCUACACGUUUAUUGUCAAGGUCUGUACCGUCGACCAUGCAGCAGAAUGCGCAAUACCUGACUGUACAGGAGGUGGUGGUGGCAGACGAAAGAGGGAGGCCGACGGAGAUCUUGCAACACUCGGAGUCGGGUUCACUGUCAGAGAUGACUUGCAGCGAAAUAUUAAGAACUUGAGGGAUGAAAUGAGUGACCAGAAAGAAUGCACUCUUACCACCGAGAUAACUGCCAGUCUCGUUGCCAUGGCGGUCGCCAUCUUGCUUCUGAUGGUACUGGUCAUUGUACUGAGUGUCCGAGCUAUUCUAGCGCAUCGUCGUGACGUCAUCGUGUACCAACACCACCAGAUGGAUUCGUCAUCAACCACAAGUCUUCCAAGGAAGAUGAAUGCCAACUUUUGAACUUCGAAAAUUCAAAUUGGCCGACCAGUCUGAUCACAUCUGGUUGAUAUUGAUACAGCUUCCUCUGUAUGGCGGUUCCUUUAUUUUCACAGAUUGAUAAAAAAUUGUAAACGGUUGUUUACGUAAAGUGAAAUGUUAUAUUAUUUGCAAUCAUUAAAUUAUAAUUUGUUUAUGAAUUGACAUAUGUCAUUUGUGAAUAACUGCUUUCUUUCAUAUAAACAGUGAAUGCUUGUUUUUUAAUGUUUCAGACCUGUGGUCUCUUGGGAGAGGGUCUUUGUUCUGGGGGAGGUUGGGGUGGUAAAUAUGGUCUUACUGAAGGGGAUGUGGUCACUAUGGUGGUCAAUUUCUAUGGCAAACUGAAAUGCUCAAUGGACUUUGAUUCUGCAAAUGUUAGUAGCUUAUAUAUAUAUCACUUUUUAUAUUAUGUAGAUCUCUAUGUUAAUGCUAAUUCAGUGGGAUUCCAAGUAUUACAUUCUUUGUCUAGUUUUAUCGUAACCAUACCAUUUUCUAAGAUUGUUUUAGUGUUGAAUGCCUCAUGUGUUUUGAAUAUAAUUUUAUAUAUUUAGAAGUGAAAUGCUAUGUAUUAAAUAUAAAAUUUUAUAGUUGUAGACGUGGUCUGCUUUUUGCAUGUAACUUUAAAUGCAAACAUUAAAAUACUAAAUACACAA
This is a messenger RNA of Gigantopelta aegis, 2187 nucleotides long. RefSeq lists its product as uncharacterized. NCBI's taxonomy places the organism in Eukaryota, Metazoa, Mollusca, Gastropoda, Neomphalida, Peltospiridae. Bases 68 to 1519 code for a protein of 483 amino acids. The transcript is spliced from 11 exons. The record is from RefSeq and is a predicted model, not a curated record.